AUCAGAGAAUAAGAACUUCAGAGGAAGGAAUGCAACUUCAUAAAUAGCAAACCACAGACAUUAAUGGGGAGCAGAGGCAAACCUGCAGGUUAAAAAUUCGUUGCAAGAGAAGCCAUACAUCCACACUGCCUGGAGAUUCAAAGAUGAUUUCAGCUCUAGCGUUUGUUUUUCUCCUCUGCCUCUCUUGUCCUUUUUCAUCAUGUCAGCAGAGAAGAGCAGGAGGUGAAAUUGGGCCAGAAAUGCUGGAAGAGAUGAGAGAAACUAACCGUGUGCUAAUGGAAGUUCGAGACUUGUUGAAACAGCAGAUUAAGGAGAUUACAUUCCUGAAGAAUACAGUCAUGGAGUGUGAUGCCUGUGGCAUGCACACCGAGGCGACAGGCCGUCUCAUCACCGUGACACAGUUUAACAGAUGCCUCCCAAACCCCUGCUUCCCUGGAGUGGCUUGCACUGAGACCGGCACUGGCUUCCGCUGCGGACCCUGUCCCCCGGGUUAUUCAGGCAAUGGGUCCCAGUGCACAGAUAUCAAUGAGUGCAAUGCAAACCCCUGCUUCCCGAAGGUCCAGUGCAUUAACACCGCUCCUGGCUUCCGCUGUGAUCCGUGCCCUCCUGGCUUCACUGGGCAAAUGGUCGAAGGGGUUGGACUAGCUUAUGCCAGGGCCAACAAACAGGUUUGUACUGACAUCAAUGAAUGCGAGACAGGUGCCGCCAGAAAUUGUGUCCCAAACUCUAUCUGCAUCAAUACACGGGGAUCCUACAAGUGCGGGGCUUGUAAACCUGGCUUUGUUGGGGAUCAAGUCACUGGCUGCAAGAGCCAGACAGUGAGACGCUGUCCUAAUGGUGAAAUUAGUCCAUGCCACGAGAAAGCACAGUGCAUCGUGGAGCGCGACGGGUCCAUCUCCUGCGUGUGCCUCGUGGGGUGGGCAGGGAACGGCUAUAUCUGUGGGAAGGAUACGGACAUUGAUGGAGUCCCUGAUGAGAAGCAACGCUGCUCUGACAAAAAAUGCCGCAAGGAUAACUGCGUGACUGUCCCCAACUCUGGCCAGGAGGAUGCAGACAGGGAUGGAAUCGGAGAUGCUUGUGACGAUGAUGCUGACGGAGAUGGGAUAUUAAAUGCUGAGGACAACUGUGUGUACACACGCAACGCGGACCAGCGCAACGUGGACAAGGAUAACUUUGGUGAUGCCUGUGACAACUGUCGCCAAGUGAAGAACAACGAUCAACGGGACAUUGAUGGCGAUGGGAAGGGAGAUGAGUGUGACGAUGACAUGGAUGGAGAUGGGAUCAAAAACACAAUGGACAACUGUAAAAGAGUUCCUAACACUGAUCAAAAAGAUGGCGAUGGUGAUGGAGUAGGAGAUGUGUGUGACAGCUGCCCAACAAUCAGUAACCCAGACCAGAAAGAUACCGAUCAUGAUCUAGUGGGAGAUGUCUGUGACACCAACCAGGACAGUGAUGGGGAUGGCCACCAAGAUACACGGGAUAACUGCCCAUCAGUGCCCAACAGCUCCCAGGUGGACACAGACAAUGACGGGCUGGGAGAUGAAUGUGAUGAUGACGACGACAAUGAUGGGAUUCCAGAUGAGAAACCUCCAGGCCCUGACAACUGUCGGCUUGUCCCUAACCCUGGCCAAGAAGACUCAGACAGUGAUGGUGUGGGAAACCUUUGUGAAGAUGACUUUGACAGAGACACGGUGAUUGACAGAAUUGAUGUGUGCCCAGAGAACGCAGAAGUGACACUAACAGACUUCAGGGCUUUCCAGACGGUUGUAUUGGACCCCGAGGGUGAUGCACAAAUUGACCCCAACUGGAUUGUCCUCAACCAGGGCAUGGAAAUUGUCCAGACCAUGAACAGCGAUCCUGGCCUGGCCGUAGGUUACACGGCAUUCAAUGGAGUGGACUUUGAGGGCACAUUCCAUGUCAACACUGCCACAGAUGAUGAUUAUGCUGGCUUCAUAUUUGGCUACCAGGACAGUUCCAGCUUUUAUGUGGUCAUGUGGAAGCAGAUGGAACAGACAUAUUGGCAGGCCAACCCCUUCCGAGCAGUAGCAGAACCUGGAAUUCAACUGAAGGCAGUGAAGUCUAAAACAGGCCCAGGUGAGUAUCUCCGCAAUUCUCUCUGGCACACCGGAGACACCACAGACCAGGUCAAACUGCUGUGGAAAGACCCUCGCAAUUCUGGCUGGAAGGACAAGACAUCUUACCGCUGGUUCCUGCAACAUCGGCCUCAAGUCGGAUACAUCAGAGCUCGCUUUUAUGAAGGCUCUGAAGUAGUAGCAGACACUGGAGUUGUCCUUGACACAACUAUGCGAGGAGGACGCCUGGGAGUCUUCUGCUUCUCCCAAGAGAACAUUAUUUGGUCAAACCUGCGUUAUCGCUGCAAUGACACCAUUCCAGAAGACUAUGAAACAUUUAGAGUUCAGCAAGACUAACCUGAUUUCAACGUCUGUCCAGCCAAACUUGCUUUACAAAACGUGCUCAGCUGCCCCACUAUUGCUCUGGUAUACUGUAUAAAGAACUGUAAGUAACGUACCACUGCACUCUGCACAGCACCAAGUGUCAAUGCAUUAUCUGGCGUCUUUUCUACAACAGCAACUUUCUUUAAAUGCUACGAAAACCUAUUGGAACGGCAGAUGUGUAGACAGCAAGUGUGACUAGAAGCCUGUAAACACUAGUUCUCUACGCUACAUGGAAAAAGAUGUGCUGAGAAGCUACCUGCAGUAGCUGGAAUUGUUCGAGUAAGUUUAGCGUGGAUGAUUCCCAGGAAUCUUUUCCCUACUCAAAGGCUCUCAAGUGUGAAUGUUGUUUUCCUUUUCAAGACCGACUGCAAAGCAAACCCAGCACUAGUCUGAAAAGGACACGGAGAGCAGCCUAGGUACAAGUUGCUCACAAAACAUUAAAAAGAGCACUUUAAGGAGAGUAUCUUUGUUCUGGAAUGUUGGAUAAUAAAUACUUGGAAUGUUGGAUAAUAAAUACUAGACUUCUCCUUGGUCACGUG
Molecule: messenger RNA, 2995 nt
Organism: Gymnogyps californianus (California condor)
Lineage: Eukaryota; Metazoa; Chordata; Aves; Accipitriformes; Cathartidae
Gene: COMP
Product: cartilage oligomeric matrix protein
Exons: 19
Coding region: 144-2429 (761 amino acids)
Biological process (GO): cell adhesion
Cellular component (GO): extracellular region
Molecular function (GO): calcium ion binding
Source: RefSeq, a predicted model, not a curated record